Coccinella septempunctata (seven-spotted ladybird) is the source of this 1894-nucleotide messenger RNA. RefSeq lists its product as uncharacterized. The record is from RefSeq and is a predicted model, not a curated record. The coding region runs from base 295 to 1482 and encodes 395 amino acids. The transcript has 9 exons. Lineage: Eukaryota; Metazoa; Arthropoda; Insecta; Coleoptera; Coccinellidae.
GUGAAACCGGUAACAACAAAUACCACUUGUCUUUUAGACAUUUUUUGACCUUCUGGCGCCAAGAUUUUGAUGAUUCUCAAUAUUUUCCGCAACAUAGAUAAGUCGAAAUUAAGACGUCUUCAUCUUCACGGUAUUGGGUCAUAUUUUUCUGUUUCCUGGUAGUUUGCGAGUGCGAGUGCCCAACCGAAACCAUAGGUACAAAAGGCAGAGCUCCCCACACACUCAACCCCAUUCCGAGAGGAUAAUUAGCAUCAGGAGCCCGGAAUCAACCGCGAACAAUAAUCCGGGCCCACAAUGGAGCUCCAACUAUAUCGCCUCGUCCUCCUCCUUUCAUCUCUGUCCGAUCGUAUCGUCGCCGGCUGCGAUCUGGAUCUGUUAUUCAUCCAGAAACGAGUGAGCAUCGAGGAGGCGGUGAUGGAGUCCCCGAUUGUCUUCAGGGGGAUGAGUCUGGCGUCGGAGAGAAAUCAAGUCGGCGAAUUCACGGCACGCUUCGAAUUAUUGAAUACUUUCAAGGAUAUGCCGGCUUUCGGGGAUCGCUGGGGCAUAUCUAUAGAUGCCGACGAUAGGGUAGUCAAUGUGACUGUAAUGGGAGAACUAACCGCCGAAUGCACUGCCGGCGUCGCGGCGCCUAUCGAGUACAUUGUGUUCGGGGACGCUGUCGGCGGGAGAGUCACAGCCACCUCCGUUAUAAAGUGGAAUGAACGGAUAGAUGAAAGAGUGUGGAUGGUAUUGGGCUGGAGCGAAUGGGGAGAAUGGUCACCCUGUAGCGUAUCCUGUUCUUCUGGAAUACAACAACGCGUACGUCAUUGCCAGACUAACAGUUGCUCGGGGUAUAAUGUGGAACAGAGGCAUUGCAACAUGUUCAAAUGCGAUGAAACAAUCAACCCAUUAAACUUGGAAGAUGAACGUUUCUUCCAUCCUUCGAGAGAAAACUGGAAGGCGGUCCCUGAUCGUCCAUCAGCUUGGCGCCUAGAGCCCUACACUUACUUGUGGGUACCAUCAAUGCUCCUCCUAGCUGGUCUCAACAUCACAGAGUUCCCCAAACAGUUCUCGAUUUUCUUCACCGUCAGACUGUCCAACAACACGUGUGGUACUAUCUUCAGUCUGCGUUCUAGAACACAACAAGAUACUUACCUUUCUAUCGACUUUAGAAAGGAUGAUUUGAAGCUGUCUCAUGCGGCUCAGAAUGGUUCGGACAUUGUGGUUAUACCUGUGGAUCUGGCUGAUGAUCAUUGGCAUCAGAUUGCGAUAAGCAUACGCGACGGCAACGUUAUAGAGUGUUUCGUAGAUUGUCAAUGGGUUAUGACCGAUAUUCUAAGAUCUACCUCACUAGAUCUUCCAGAAGAUUCAGACUUGAUCGUUGGUUAUUUGUUCUCGGGUGACCUGGAACAGCUUUCCAUAACUAUUGAUCCUUACUUGGUCGACCAGCAUUGCUCGACGUCCAGAACACCGAUUAUCGAUCCUAGUAUGGAUGUGACCUAGUGGAUUGAAAAAAAAGAAGAAGAAGAACGAAACUAAACCGAUAUAUAGAGCUGUAUAUUCGAGAGGCAUAAUUUUGUACUCAACGGUGAUUUUUACUCACAUAUAUUGUUCGUUUGAUCAAGAUUUAGGGCUUGUGUAUUCGAUAUUAUAUAUUGAAAUCUAUGUGGAUGUAAUGAAAACUUACUGUUUAUAUAAUAACAUCAUUUAUCCAUAAUUUGUGGAGUGAUAGCAAUAAAAAAACGCCCCAAAAUAUUUUGUGCAAGAUAAUAAUAGCAGUCUAAUCAUAACCGGAUGUUCAAGAAAAUUUUCUCACAUAAAAAUCGACAUAAAAAAUGGAAGAAAUUUAAAAACAAACUCACUGACUAAAGCUGAAGUUUCGCUGAAACCAUACCUUUAGUAAGGUUCUAAUCUA